This is a messenger RNA of Triticum urartu, 4955 nucleotides long. The record is from RefSeq and is a predicted model, not a curated record. Lineage: Eukaryota; Viridiplantae; Streptophyta; Magnoliopsida; Poales; Poaceae.
GAGCGAGUCAAGAGUCAAAUCUCUCUCCGCGGCACCAACCACCUCCCCCACCCCCCUCCCGCCGCAGCCCAAAUCGGCAGCGACCAAAUCCCCCCAGCCCCCGCCCCCGCCCCAAACCCUAGCGCGCCAAUGCCCCUCUAGCCAGCCCCCUCCCACCCGACCCGAUCGCGGGGGCGGCCAUGGAUCCGGGCGGGGCGAUGCUGCUGGAGGACUUCGGGCAGCGGGUGGACCUGACGCGGCGCAUCCGCGAGGUGCUGGCCAACUACCCGGAGGGCACCACCGCGCUGCGGGAGCUCAUCCAGAACGCCGACGACGCCGGGGCCUCGCGGGUCCGCCUCUGCCUCGACCGCCGCGCCCACGGGGCCCGCUCGCUGCUCGCCCCGGCCCUCGCGCAGUGGCAGGGCCCCGCCCUGCUCGCCCACAACGACGCCGCCUUCACCGACGACGACUUCGCCAGCAUCUCCCGCAUCGGCGGCAGCAAGAAGGCCUCCCAGGCCUGGAAGACCGGCCGCUUCGGCAUUGGUUUCAACUCGGUGUACCACUUGACCGACUUGCCAUCAUUCGUGAGCGGCAAGUAUGUUGUCAUGUUUGAUCCUCAGGGCGCUUACCUUCCAAAUGUGUCGGCGGCAAAUCCUGGGAAGCGCAUAGACUAUGUCAGUUCUACGGCACUUACAUUGUACGGUGACCAGCUCUCGCCCUAUCGUGCAUUUGGCUGCGACAUGAAAGCGCCAUUUCAAGGAACCUUGUUCCGUUUCCCUUUGCGGAAUGCUGAGCAAGCAUCCUCUAGCCGGUUAUCAAGACAAGUGUACACAGAGGAUGAUAUCUUAUCUCUUUUCGCUCAACUGUACGAAGAAGCUGUAUACAACUUGCUUUUUCUUAAAAAUGUCCUCGCACUUGAAAUGUAUGUGUGGGAACCUGAUAUGGGUGAGCCAAAAAUAGUAUACUCUUGCGCCUUACAAUCACAGGAUGACAAAUUGUCAUGGCAUCGCCAAGCUCUAAUCAGGUUCUCUGGCACUUCUGCUGAAUCUGUUGAGCAGAAGAUAGAUUCCUUUUCUAUGGAUUUUGUAUCGGAGGCAUUCCUGGGGAACAAGUUUGAGAAAAAGAGCCAUACCUAUUUUAUUGUACAGGGAAUGGCAUCUGCAUUAAGUAAAAUAGGUAUUUUUGCAACUGGUGCUGCCAAGGAAUAUGAUCUUCACCUACUGCCCUGGGCUUCUGUUGCUGCUUGCAUCUCCAAAGUGGAGCCUGAGGAUAUUAAUCUCAGACAAGGUCAUGCAUUCUGUUUUCUUCCUUUGCCAGUAAGGACCGGACUAUCUGUGCAUGUGAAUGGUUAUUUUGAAGUUUCGUCCAAUCGACGUGACAUUUGGUAUGGAGCUGACAUGGACAGGGGUGGUAAGCUCCGUUCUGAUUGGAACAGGCUACUGCUGGAAGAUGCUGUUGCUCCAUUGUUCAGAGAACUGUUGCUGGCGUUGCGGACACUUACAGACUCCACAAUACUGUAUUAUUCUUUAUGGCCAACUGGUUUAUUUGAGGAACCCUGGAGUAUUCUUGUGGAACAAAUUUACAAAGUUAUCUAUACCUCUCCAGUUUUGCAUUCAGAGAUCAAAGGUGGGACAUGGGUAUCACCGGCUGAGGCUUUGCUUCAUGAUGAGGGCUUUUCAAGAAGUAAUGAUCUUAGUGAAGCUCUUGUAUUGUUAGGCAUGCCUGUUGUUCGUGUACCAAGUGCAAUUGUUGAUGUGUUUUCGAAAUUCUAUAUGAAGUCUACGGUAAAACGAGUUGCUCCUGCUGCAGUGAGGCAUUUUCUCCAAGAUUUUGUAAAGCUUGGUACAUUAGGAAAAUCUCAUAAGCUAAUAUUACUGGAAUAUUGCCUUAGUGAUCUGGACAGUGCUGAUAUUGGUAAAUGCAUGAAUGGCCUCCCACUGAUUCCACUAGCAAAUAAGCAGUAUGGGAUUUUUUCUGAGAUUUCACAAGAGAGCACCUACUAUGUCUGUGAUAAGACAGAAUAUGACCUCCUUUCUGCAGUUGGUGACAGAAUAAUUGACCGAAGCAUUCCCCCUGUAUUACUAGACAAGCUGUAUCAGAUAGCCAAUAACUCUCAGGUGAAUAUUUCACCCAUUGAUGGUCUAAUCUUUCUUCAAUUCUUCCCCAGGCUAUUUCCUCCUGGAUGGAAGUGUAAAAGCCGAGUUCCUUGGGAUCCAUCAUCGGGUGUGUCAUCUCCUACGGCAGAUUGGUUUAAACUUUUUUGGCACUAUAUUGGGAAACAUUCUUAUGACCUUGAUUUGUUUAGUGACUGGCCUAUACUGCCUUGUACCUCUGGACACCUUUACAGAGCAUCUACAGCAUCAAAGUUAAUUGAAACAGAGUCACUAUCUAGUUUGAUGAAGGAACUUUUGGCCAAGUUAGGUUGCAAGAUAUUAGACACCAAGUAUUUACGUGUGUAUCAACAGCUUUCUCAUUAUGUAUAUGAUGGUGAUGCAACUGGAGUUCUUAAUUCAAUCUUUGGGAUUGCCUCGCUGGAGGGAGUCGAUGUGCAUGCACUGUUUCAACGCAUCAAGCCUGGUGAGAAAAUUGAGCUGUACCAGUUUCUUCUAGAUCCGAAAUGGUACAUAGGAGUCUGCCUUUCUGACAUGAACAUAAAGCUAUGCAAAAAGUUGCCCAUCUUCAGAGUAUUUGAUGGAGGAUCUCACAGUUCUUAUGGCUUCUCAGAUUUGUCCAGUUCAAAAAAGUAUCUGCCACCUCUUGGUGUUCCUGAACACCUACUCAAGUCUGAUUUUGUGUUCUGUAUAUCCCCAAGCAACGAAGAUAUCAUAAUGAGGUAUUAUGGUGUUGAACGUAUGCCGAAAUCAGUCUUCUACCAGAGGUAUGUUUUGAACAAGUUAGAUGAGUUGCAAGCAGAGGUUCGUGAUUCAGUUAUACUAGCCAUCUUGCAAGAUCUGCCCCAGCUGUCCUUGGAAGAUCCAAGGUUCAAGGAAGGCUUGAAAGUCCUUAGAUUUGUGCCGACCAUUAAUGGGACCUUGAAAAGUCCUCAGUCUCUUUAUGAUCCUCGAGUGGAAGAACUCUAUGCUCUUCUCCAGGAAUCAGACUGCUUUCCCAAUGGUUUAUUUCAAAACCCAGAUGUUCUUGAUAUGUUACUCUGCUUGGGGCUUAGAACUUCUGUUUCUACUGAUACUAUUAUAGAAAGUGCUCGGCAAAUUGAUUCAUUCGUGCGCAAAGAUCAAGAGAAGGCUCAUUCAAGGGGUAAAUUGCUUCUUUCAUAUCUUGAAAUUCAUGCUCACAAAUGGAGUGUAAAUAAGGCAUUUGAUGCCCGGAAGAAGGUGAAUAAUAUGUUUGCGAAAGUCACUACUGCACUGAGGCCUCGUGAUACGUCUUGGGAAUUUGAUCUCGAGAAGUUCUGGAGUGAUUUGAGAAUGAUUUGUUGGUGUCCUGUGUUGGUCACUGCACCAAGCCCAGCCCUGCCAUGGCCUUCAGUAUCAUCGAUGAUCGCUCCACCAAAGCAAGUAAGGCUGCAGGAAGAUAUGUGGAUUGUUUCUGCUAGCUCACGUAUACUUGAUGGCGAAUGUACUUCCUCAGCUUUGUCUUACAGCUUAGGUUGGUCAUCUCCUCCUUCUGGAAGUGUAAUUGCUGCUCAGUUGCUUGAGCUGGGUAAGAACAAUGAAAUUGUGACUGAUCAAGUCCUUCGGCAAGAGUUAGCAUUGGUGAUGCCUAAGAUUUAUUCAUUACUGACUAAUUUGAUUGGUUCUGAUGAAAUGGAUAUUGUCAAAGUGGUUCUAGAGGGCUGCAGAUGGAUUUGGGUGGGCGACGGAUUUGCAAAAGUUGAUGAAGUUGUUCUAAGUGGCCACCUUCACCUUGCGCCUUACAUUCGUGUCAUUCCAAUUGAUUUAGCAGUUUUCAAGGACUUGUUCUUGGAUCUUGGCAUAAAGGAGCACCUCGACCCUGUGGAUUACGCUAGUAUUCUGACCAGAAUGGCCAUGAGGAAAGCCAUGGCUUCGCUUGAAGCUGAAGAACUAAGGACAGCUGUGUUAGUGGUGCAGCAUCUAGCUGAGUUCCGGUUUCAGGAUCAGCAAACACAGAUAUAUUUACCUGAUUCUUCAGCUAGGCUCUGCCUAUCUUCAGAACUUGUAUUUAAUGAUGCUCCUUGGCUUCUUGACUCUGGUCAUGACAUCAUUGGUGAUGCAUCCAGCAUUGCUUUCAGCCCACAGAAGUAUGUUCACAAUUUUGUGCAUGGUAAUAUUUCCAAUGACGUGGCAGAAAGGCUAGGUGUUCGCUCCCUUCGCCGUCUCUUGCUUGCUGAGAGUUCCGAUUCGAUGAAUUUGAGUUUAUCAGGGGUUGCUGAGGCUUUUGGACAACAUGAAGAUUUGACUACAAGGCUCAAGCAUAUUGUUGAGAUGUAUGCAGAUGGUCCUGGGAUUCUCUUUGAGCUGGUACAGAAUCCACCCGCCACCGCGAUCCGCCUCAUCUACGCCGUGCGACCGACCUGGUCCGUCGGUUGCGCGCGCCUCCGCAGGCUCCAUGAAGACCGUCCCGAGUUCAGCGCGCCCCUCUACCGAUCGAGCAAUGGGCUGCCGCUGCGUCGCCCCGUCGGGCCGCAGCGCUGCCGCCCCGUGGUUCUUCUCCCAGCUGCACCGACCCGCGUCACCGCUGUGUCGCCCCUUCGGGCCGUAGUACCGCGGCCCGCGGUCCACCGCCGCCCAGAGCCCGUCCGCUCCAGGUCGUCCCCGUGGCAGCACCGACCCUCGCGCCGCCACUGCGUCGCCCCGUCGGGCCGUAGCGAGCGUGGCACGUGGUCCAUGCCGCCGUCUAGAGGCCGCCCCCGCGAUUGCAUCGACCCGCGCUCCUCCGCCGCGCCGCCCCUUCGGGCUGUCGCGCCGCGGCCCAUGGUCCCUGCCGCCCCGAGGUCUUCCAGCCAUCACCCCGACCUGCCCGCCGCCGUUGCGUCGCCCCUUCGGGCCGUAGCGUAG